Molecule: messenger RNA, 1467 nt
Organism: Bipolaris zeicola 26-R-13
Lineage: Eukaryota; Fungi; Ascomycota; Dothideomycetes; Pleosporales; Pleosporaceae
Exons: 3
Source: RefSeq, a predicted model, not a curated record
ACAUUCAUACUGAAAGUGCAACACGCCCCCGAUCUCAGCACAGUAUGCGACGCGCUUAGCAUCUUGCAAACCGAGGCCAAAGCGACCUCAGAUAAUACCACGCGAAUGCUCGACGCCGUUAAACAAGAACUUAAGACUGAACUUAAAAACACAACCGAGACCGUCAAUGCAAUCGCUGCAAACGUACAACUAAACAUAAGAGCUGGAGAGGAAGCCAAGACAGCAGCUAAGGAGGCGGCAGAGGUAGGUAAAGCUAGCCUAGAGAUGGCAAGGCGAAUCAAAAAUGCAGGACCACAGACAGGUGGCGCGCUCAGCUAUGCCGCGAUGGCAGCGAGAGGCGCGACGCUAGCAGGUACAUCGAAUACACAAGUUCCUAGAAUGCCUUCUUCUCAGACGCAGCGUGAAGUCGUCGUGACUAUUAGAGACCCCAAUACAGUACAAAGCCUGCGGGCGAUGAACCCACGCAACCUCAACGCGCACGUAGAGCGCGCCAUCGCGCAGAGCGGAAAUGAGAAUAUAGCUAGCAUCAAGGUACUCUCUUCAAACCAGCUAAAGAGCGGCGAUCUUAGCUCCACCAGAUUUCCUAUCUUCAACAUUAGCAUCAAGACAGCUACCAGCACUGAUAUAGAAGCACUAAAGCAGUUCGCCGACGAUUGGGUCCACCGCGUCGGCAACAGGGCCACUCUACGGAUCACGACCUAUGGCAUCAUUGCACACAGCAUACGCACUAGCACAAUCGACAUGACUAGGUUCGAAGAGACAAGAAAUCAGCUACUGCUAGACAACAAGCCGUUCAUCCCGCAGGCAGAAAUCAAGUAUAUAGGAUGGCUAACACGCAACGCACCCACAAAAGCCGCUUCUAGCAUUGUUAUAGAGUUUAGCAAGCCAGAGGACGCCAACAAGAUCAUCGACGAGGGCCUAAUCUGGCAGGGCGAGUGCAAGGCAACAAUCGCAUGCGGCUACUGCGCGCAAGAACACGAGAGUCGAGACUGCCCGUCGAAGCUCGACCGGACUAUCCCCAGGAAGUGCGCCACCUGUCGAGGCGAACACGAAGCAUGGAACUACCAGUGCCCUACUAGGAAAGAGGAGAGGGCGAAAGCGAAGGCUACAUACGACAUGCGCCCAUACUACCACCCGGUUACGGAGACAGGAGGGAGAAUUCCACUAGAAGAACCAGUAACCGCCACCCGAAGGAGCAGACUCACGCAAGCCGCAGUAUCGACGCAGCCAACACCAAUCACCAGGAACCGAUCCCAGACCGGACGAGGGCAGAAGAGGACUAACGCUGGAACCACCGUUGAUCCAGCAGAGCAACAGAACCCGCCGAUACAGGCGAGCGGCAGCCAAAGGCCGCAGAGGCACAUCAUGCCCACUCGGAGGGCUAUGGAAGCAAACGGGAACAGCACGCGGCGAACACAGGGCGGCAACAGCCAGCACGUGGAAAUCGACUCUGACAACGAAGCAUGA